Messenger RNA from Cadophora gregata, 2450 nucleotides. RefSeq lists its product as uncharacterized. The record is from RefSeq and is a predicted model, not a curated record. The transcript has 3 exons. The coding region runs from base 414 to 1598 and encodes 394 amino acids. Gene Ontology annotation, cellular component: actin cortical patch. NCBI's taxonomy places the organism in Eukaryota, Fungi, Ascomycota, Leotiomycetes, Helotiales, Ploettnerulaceae. Gene Ontology annotation, molecular function: actin filament binding; phosphatidylinositol binding. Gene Ontology annotation, biological process: actin cortical patch localization; actin filament bundle assembly.
UGGCUCAGCCACACUCGUGGCUUUUCUGGCGACAUCAUCUCGAUCAUUUCUACACCUUAAAUUGUAAGCACAGACGGUCUCUUGGUAAAGUCAUCUUGCGGUCUGCGAUCAUUGCUCACAAGUAAAUAUUAUUCACAUACCGGGCCCUCAUCGCUCUUGGAUUUCUUCUGCUUGAGGUGCAUAUUCAGGCACAGGAAAGGCACCCACCGGCAUUGCAUUCACGGCAGAGCUGCGAACCCUUGAACGAACAUACGCCUCCGGCGGAUCUUCUUCCCUUAGAGCCGCAAACUUACCCCACCAACCACCCUUGACCCUAUCUCACUCGCAACACUCUUCGAGAGAUUUCACAGUCAGCGCAACAACCAACCUAUUUCUCCCUACUUCCCGGAUCGUCGCAGGUAUUUUCCGCAGAUAUGGGUCUCCAUAAUCCUCUUCCCUCGUCUAUGGCGUCGGAAUGUAAGAAAUGUGGCAAGAUUCUGGCUUCCUUCGUCGACCCUCGCCAGGCUUUCGGUCCAGAUAAGAUCAUUCCUCCUCAAGUUCUCGCAAAUGCAAAGGGACUUGCGAUCCUCACAGUCAUCAAGGCAGGCUUCCUCGGCUCAGGACGAUAUGGAAAUGGGGUCGUGGUUGCGCGCCUUGCAGACGGCACCUGGAGUGCGCCUUCAGCUAUUGGAACCGGUGGAGCCGGAUUCGGCGGGCAGAUCGGGUUCGAAAUCACAGACUUUGUCUUCAUUUUGAACGAUGCCGCGGCCGUACGGACAUUCUCACAAGCUGGUUCUCUCACUCUCGGCGGCAAUGUUUCUAUAGCUGCCGGACCAGUAGGACGUAAUGCUGAAGCUGCUGGUGCGGCGAGCAUGAAGGGCGUAGCAGGUAUCUUCAGCUACAGUAAGACAAAGGGAUUGUUCGCUGGUGUCAGUUUGGAGGGAAGUGCUAUUAUUGAACGGCGAGAUGCAAAUGAGAAGCUCUACGGCCAGCGCUUUACCGCUGUUCAGCUCCUCCAAGGAUCUGUCCGUCCUCCGCCAGCUGCACAACCACUUAUGAGUGUCUUGAAUUCGAGGAUAUUUGCUGGAAUUUCUGCAGCAGAUGAUGCUACAUAUAAUGAUAUUCCGGUGUACGACGACAGACAUGACGAUGUAGUCUGGGAAGGCAGGAGAGGGAGCGCAUACGGAGAGGGUGUUCGGAGAGAUCGCACAGGAAGCGUAAAUCAGGAUAACGACUACGUAUACAGCGACAGGCCGAAACGUGCAAGUACUUGGGCGGACGAUAUCUACGACCGUCCCACUGGCAGUGCUGCGAGAGUAAAUUCCUUCAAUACUGGUGCAAGUACUAUGUCCGGGCGGGGACGUGGAGGUUUCGACGACGACUAUGUCUACUCAGAUAGUCCGCGAAGCCCAACAGGUACGGUAGGAAGUGGUAAAGUCGGACCAGGAAGACCUUCUGCACCCAAACCUCUCUUCCAAAGUAAAACUGGUUCUCUCCGCGAUAACGAGGCUGUGGCUUUGUUUACUUUUGAUGGGGAGCAGCCGGGUGAUUUGGGAUUCAAGAAGGGCGAUAUUAUUCAGGUCACGAAAAAGACUGAGAGUACGAAUGACUGGUGGUAAGUUACUUUCAGAACCAUUCAUUUCUCUGCGCGCCACUAACAUUAUAACAGGACUGGCAUCAGUGGAUCCAGAACCGGAAUCUUCCCAGCCAACUAUGUCGAGAUGAAGAAAUAGAUUCUUCCACUGUCACCAAAAUAAUGUCAAAUCUCCAGCCAUCUACCAUUCAUUUCUUCCUCCUUCUUAUCCUCUCUCUGCGGUCGCACCUCCGCAUGUGAGUUACAAUCAGCAUCCCCAAUUAGUUUGGCUACUUUAAUCCCUUUCCAAGCUUCUGGCGGUACUUGCGUUUCUAGCAAGCGAACGCAAUGCAAACAAAUUUUACAUCCUUUACGUACCUGCUAUUUCUGUUCGUGAAAUCUGAUAGCGGGAAAAUACAGGGUGGAGUCGUUGCAUAUGACGAAUGGCGCCUGGUGUUUACUUGCUUGUUUGCUCGCUCACAUAUUCUACGUCAUGCGAAGUUAUUAUACUGGGUGGCCAGCUAGUUUAGUGAUUUAAGACGAUUUGGUUGAUACACUUUGGAAGCACUUUACGAGAUAUUUUCGAGGAAGCUUUUUGAUUAGUAGCGAAUGAAAAGUAGUUUUCGAGCAAGUGUUAGCCCGCCCAAUGGUUCUUGCCAAGAUAAUACUGAGAUUAGUGUGGUUUCUGUGUACUUUGCCUGAUGUUGACAUCAUGAUUGGGAUUGGCAACCUCGCAAGCGAGAGUGGAUCUGGGGCAAAGUAAACAAAGCAAAGAUCAAUGCAUAAUUCACCAAAAAGCUCCCCUACGCCGACCAGAGGAGUCGAGUGUCCAAGCUAAGCCUAUUUCUACAAUUCAAAUAUCAAACGAAUUCCCAUGAAAUUACAAAUCCAAAUUCCA